UUUUUCACUCACAGAUAGUACUUCUUUAUUUUUCCCCACGAAAAUCCACGCUCUCUCCCUGUCUCAUUUUCACAUCUGCAUUCAUCUGCUUUUUCAAAAAAAAAAGACCGCUUUUGCGGUGUCCAAGACCGAUUCAGCUCCUUCUGAACUCGGUCCUAGGGCUUAUGAGAAAAUGUCUCGAGUUGAGGCACUGUGGGAGAGAUUAGUCCGAGCUACACUGAGGAGGGAAAGGAUUGGUGAUGAUGCAUUUGGACGGCCCGUUGCUGGAAUUGCUGGAAACGUACCAUCUGCACUCGCCAAAAACAGAGAUAUUGAUGAGAUAUUGAGAGUUGCAGAUGAAAUUCAAGACGAAGAUCCUAAUGUCUCCAGAAUCUUAUGUGAGCAUGCUUAUUCAUUAUCUCAAAAUCUGGACCCUAACAGUGAAGGCCGAGGUGUUUUGCAAUUUAAGACUGGUUUGAUGUCUGUUAUUAAGCAAAAGUUGGCUAAGAGAGAAGUUGGAACUAUAGAUAGAAGUCAGGACAUUACAAAAUUACAAGAGUUCUACAAGCGCUAUAGGGAGAAGCAUAAUGUAGACAGGCUACAGGAGGAAGAGAAGAAAUUGCGGGAAUCUGGUGCCAUCAGUGGAAACCUUAGCGAGUUGGAGCGGAAGACAGUGUGA
Molecule: messenger RNA, 658 nt
Organism: Prosopis cineraria
Lineage: Eukaryota; Viridiplantae; Streptophyta; Magnoliopsida; Fabales; Fabaceae
Product: callose synthase 9-like
Exons: 5
Coding region: 173-658 (161 amino acids)
Source: RefSeq, a predicted model, not a curated record